AUGACCGGGAUCUCAAACAACCAAGACAAUGUUAUCUUCAUCACCGGUACUUCUCGAGGUAUUGAAGAGGGCAUCGCCAGACAUUACCUCAAAGAAGGCUGGACCGUCGUCGCUGCUGUUCGCAGCCCCGAGGCGGCUCCCAGACUCGAAGGCAGAAUUAUCACUGUCAAAGCCGACCAGUCUUCUUUGACUGACUUCAAAGAUCUCAAGACUAAACACAACAUCACCCAUUUCGACAUUGUCGUCGCCAGCUCUGGUGUCGCGGCUUCCGGAGCUUUUCUCGCCCAAGCCUCUCCCACCGAGUUUGAUCACAUCUACAAAGUCAAUACCCGUGGACCUCUUGUACUCUACCAAGCCACUAGGUCGUUGUUGAAAGACGAUGGCACUUUCGUGGUCAUCUUGCUGGCCGCGGUCAACUACCUCACUCGUACCAUUCACCAUGAGGAGCCGGCUCUCAAAGCAUUCACUAUCAACCCUGGUGCGGUCGACACCAAAAUGAUUCGAGAUUCCUUGGAUGCCAUCGGCAACCCAGGUGCUGUUGAGAAUGUUGUCCCUGGCAUCGUUAAUGUGAUCAGCACCAGUACCAAGGAAGAGAACUCUGGGUGGAUGUGGAACAAGUGA
Messenger RNA from Cryptococcus amylolentus CBS 6039, 621 nucleotides. RefSeq lists its product as hypothetical. Lineage: Eukaryota; Fungi; Basidiomycota; Tremellomycetes; Tremellales; Cryptococcaceae. The transcript has 7 exons. Bases 1 to 621 code for a protein of 206 amino acids. The record is from RefSeq and is a predicted model, not a curated record.